GUUUCCCUAUAUAAAACAUCACGCUUCGCCUUCUAUCUCUUCUCUACUUCGGCUUAUUCGCUUUUCUCUCUUUCUCGCCUCUGACGAGAAGCCGACGCCGCCAUGGUUCACGUUAGUUUCUAUCGUAACUAUGGGAAGACCUUUAAGAAGCCAAGGCGUCCAUACGAGAAGGAACGUUUGGAUGCUGAGUUGAAGCUCGUAGGAGAAUAUGGGCUCAGAUGUAAGAGGGAGUUGUGGAGGGUUCAAUAUGCUUUGAGCCGUAUCAGAAAUGCUGCUAGGGACCUUCUCACUCUUGAUGAGAAGAACCCUCGCCGUAUCUUUGAAGGUGAGGCACUUCUUCGUAGGAUGAAUAGGUAUGGACUUUUGGAUGAGAGCCAGAACAAGCUUGAUUAUGUCUUGGCUUUGACUGUUGAAAACUUCCUUGAGCGCCGCUUGCAAACACUUGUGUUCAAGUCUGGUAUGGCAAAGUCCAUUCACCAUGCUCGCGUGUUGAUUAGACAAAGGCAUAUCAGGGUUGGAAGGCAGGUGGUCAACAUCCCAUCCUUCAUGGUGAGGAUGGACUCCCAAAAACACAUUGACUUCUCUCUCACAAGUCCAUUUGGAGGUGGCCGCCCUGGAAGAGUGAAGAGAAAGAACCAGAGAGCAGCUGCCAAGAAGGCUGCUGGUGGAGAUGGUGAUGAAGAGGAAGACGAAUAAACCUUAGGCUAUUACCACCACUAGGAAGCUUAAAAGGCCUCUGUUUGGAACUUGCCUUCUCCUCCAUUAAUGGACAUGGUUUGAGUUUUGUUUCCAGACCUUCAUUGUAGUGGAUCUUGUUAUAUGUUUUGCAUUCAGCAUUCAGUUCUUUCCAGGAUUGGAAGUUAAUUCUGUAAUUUUGUUGUUUCAAGAUUAAAACAUUUUAAUUUAGAUCAUUUAUAACAGCCAGCUCCACCAUUUUGAAGGAUGAUGUCAUCUAUUUUACCCCAAAUGUUAAUCAAGUUACAAUCUGUGGCCUUAUUUGUCACAGGAUCAAUCAA
Durio zibethinus is the source of this 1016-nucleotide messenger RNA. RefSeq names its product small ribosomal subunit protein uS4y-like. Gene Ontology annotation, biological process: translation; ribosomal small subunit biogenesis. Gene Ontology annotation, molecular function: structural constituent of ribosome; rRNA binding. The record is from RefSeq and is a predicted model, not a curated record. Gene Ontology annotation, cellular component: cytosolic small ribosomal subunit. NCBI's taxonomy places the organism in Eukaryota, Viridiplantae, Streptophyta, Magnoliopsida, Malvales, Malvaceae.